This is a messenger RNA of Paramecium tetraurelia, 495 nucleotides long. RefSeq lists its product as uncharacterized. The transcript is spliced from 3 exons. The record is from RefSeq and is a predicted model, not a curated record. NCBI's taxonomy places the organism in Eukaryota, Ciliophora, Oligohymenophorea, Peniculida, Parameciidae.
AUGUAUAUUAGUCUUAACUCUUAGAACAAGACUUGGUGGACUCAUACUUCAUUGGUGCCAACUUAGACUCAUCAGAAGGUGUUGGAUAUUGUAAAUGGAGUGGACAGUUUCCAAAACAAGGCAACUUUGAUCUCCACCUAUUUGAGUUUGGAAGCAGUUAACAGGAUUCCUGCUGCCAAGAAAUUGGCUAUUUAUUUCAAGGCUGCAGCAGUGGGAGCUACGUUCUUUGGAACAAGAAUUGCAGCAGGGUCUUUUUAUCAAAGAAGCACAUAAUCAGAGAUUGGCAAAUUAUUGGACGGUGCCCCAAUUUGGGAAAAUAAGUUUGAUGUGCCUGAGUUGGAUAAGAAAUUCUUCUUCAUUGAUGACGAUAACAAUUUCGAACCUUCAUUAUGGCAUCACGGAAUCAAUUCGAUCGAGAAGCCCAAGGUAUUCUACAAGCAUGAGUGAUUUUAAUCAUUUAAUGGAUAAAAUUUAAAAUAAAAUUAAAUCUUUAAA